AUGGUCGCCAUGAAUCUUUACAACUAUGACCUGGAAAUUACACAGAUUAAUGGUUAUACGUUUGAAACCCCCAAGUUAUUGGAAGGGGUGGACAAUGUCGCCAUUGCAUAUGGUCAGAGGGAUCGAUUACCUGUAGUGGCAAAGCUCUCCUAUCACGCUUUACGACUCGAACGAGAAUACCAUAUGGUGAAACGUCUUUAUCGCCACGCCGACGCCAAACAACUGCUCUGUCAGCCGCUCGAAAAACUGUCAUUGCCGAAUGGCCUCAUUGCACUCAUCUUUGCCGACUAUGGCACCAACAAGCUCGAUGCAUAUCAGCCAACAACAACACAAUCAACGUCUAUCACUGCUAGUACCACCAAUGACGACGAACAGGCACCGCCCCUCGGCAUUGGCACGUUUUUAGACUUUGCCAUCCAAUGCUGCAAUUGCCUAGAACUCAUUCAUAAGCAACAGAUUGUGCACGGUGAAAUUAAAUUGAACGCCUUUCUAUGGCCGGAAAAAGAGACAGCGAAAAUAUGGAACUUUGGAGCCGGUGCGCGUAGUUUGGAGAACAACUUGACAUCAGAGGGAUGGCGCAAGACCGUACAACGGAAUGGUGCCAACAAUUUCUGGCAGAUGCUUAUUUACAUGUCGCCUGAACAAACAGGUCGAACCACCUUUCAGCCUGACCAUCGUACCGAUCUAUACAGCUUGGGCAUCACCUUCUUUGUCGUUUUAACGCAGUCCAUGCCUUUUGCUUACAACAGUCCCAUGGAGAUCGUUCAUAGUGUGCUCAAUCGCAGAAUCCCCACUUUGCACCAAGUGCGUACGGAUGUCCCGGUCGCGAUUUCAUCCAUUGUUGAAAAAUUGACGAAUAAGUCACCUGAUGAACGGUAUUCGAGUGCACAUGGAUUGCGAGAGGAUUUAAAAGAAUGUCAGCGCCAUUGGAAGGGUGAAAAGGAAAUACAAUCGUUUGCAUUGGGCAGAAACGAUAUCGCGAGUGUCUUUACAUUACCCAACGCAUGCUUCGGUCGUGAAAAGGAAAUCGAGCAGAUCAGUACUAUUAUUCGACGAACAGCAUACACCUAUGGCCAUGUCGUUCCACGCCGGUCGCGCCUCGAUAGCAGCACAGUAGAUUCGCUCUUGACACCACUCGAAGAUGCAGACAAAAACCGAUUAUCAUUGUUCAAACGUCUGAGCAACAGCAAUAAACGUACGAGCAACUUGUUUAAACGGCGCACCGAGACGAUCUCUAUUUCUGGCAGUGCAGGAGUUGGCAAGUCCACACUGCUACGACAGAUUCAGCAAGUUGCACGGGCAUACGGCUACAUUGCCACUGCCAAAUUCGAUCGACGCAAUCCCAUGCCGUACGGAUGUAUCUUGAGAUGCAUGAGCAUCUUUUUCAAACAGAUACUGACCGAAGUGCCGAGCGAGGUGGAUCGGUUUGCCAACAUGCUGAAGGAGCAGUUGGGUCCCAUUGCACAGCUGCCUAUACUCUUACUGGACAACGUGCCUGAGAUUCGGACACUCUUGAGCGAGGCCAAGGACACUAGGCUAUCAGCAGAAUGUGAUAUUGGAGGAAGUGAAAUCAAGAUGCGGUUCCACUCGGCCUUCAUUGAAAUAUUCCAAGUCAUGGUGCGGUACAAGUUUGUAACUUUGUUUCUCGAAGAUCUGCAUCAAGCGGACGACGCUUCUAUCGAGCUCCUCGAGUCUCUUAUUUCCGCUCGUCUCAACUUUCUCGUCAUCAUCACCUACCGUCGAUCCGAGCUAUCUGAAUCCGUCAACAAGCUGCUACAGAACGAGAACGCUGCCGUCACGCACGUCAAGCUGGACAACCUCGAAAAGGACGCAUUGAUGGAUCUGGUGCGCACGCCGAUGCAUCGAAAUGAAGAAAUCGACAGCGUCCUACUCACACCGCUUGUUGAUUUCAUAUACCAAAAAACGCGCGGCAACCCAUUCUACGUGUGUCAACUGCUGACAACACUCGAGAAGAAGGGUCUUUUGUACUUUACAUGGGAGCAGCAAGGACGGUGGGAAUACAAUCUGCAGGAAAUCGAAAAGGCACUUUUGAGCGAAAUGGGUGAAAAGAACCAGGACAUUGACGUCGAGUUCCUGGUGCGUCGGCUCAAGGAACUACCGAGGGAUGGACGUAAAUUUGUGAAAUGGGCGUCGUUCAUUGGCAACAACUUUUCGUUCGAGACAGUCCGGCAUUUGAUGAUGGACUGCGAAAACGAUACGAGCUCGGCAUCAGAAUUGGACAGUGAUAACGAGUUCGACAAUGAAGAAUUCUCGCCGUUAUCAGCGUCACCACGCAAAGAGGCACCGUUGGAAAUGAAACGCAAGAAUGAUGCCAUCAAUGGAUUGCAGUCAGCGCUACAGCAAGGAUUUAUCGAAGCGUUUUCAAACGACGAAUUUGGCUUUAGCCACGACCGGUAUUCACAGGCUGCCAUGAUGCUAGCCAAGCCUGAAAAGCGCGACAAGCUUCAUCUUAAAAUCGCCUCUUACUUUAUGGAUAAGCCCAACGUUGACACGUUUUGGGUCGCAGACCAUCUUAAGGCAGCACUGCAUUUGAUCAAGGCUUUUGACAAAAGGGACAAGCACCGCGCGCUCUUGAUUCAAGCAGGCAACAAGGCUUAUGGAUCGGGUGCUCACAAUUUGGCGUACUCGUACUAUGCCGGUGCACAAGAGCUGCUGAGCCAAGACCCUUGGACGGAUGGACAUGACAGCAGCUACCAAGAAACGUUACACCUUUUUACUCGUCUGGCAGAGAUCAGCUGGUUUAUGGGAUACGGUGUGACUCCCGAUCUGCUCAACACAAUUUUCAAGAAUGCAAAGUCUGCUAUCGACCGUGCUGCAGCUUACCGUAUCCAACACCGCUAUCACUUUUCCCGCAAAGAACAUCAAAAGAAAUCAUCGAUACUGCUCGAAUGUCUAGCCGAGUUGGGUAUUGAAAACGUACGUCUGGACCUGAUGGACGAGGAGCUGCGCAGGCUGCACGAGGAGACGCGUAGUGAGGUGCUUGCUCUCGGACUGGACAAGGUCUCCGAUCUGCCUGUGUGCGAGAGUCGUUUGAUUCGCACGCGGCUUUCCAUUUUGGAAGAGGUGUGUCUAUGGGCAUACUGGAUGAACGACACCAAGGCCAUCCUAUCCAUCGGUUCUCGACUUGUGUUGAUGACACUGCAACAUGGCACAUCACCUACGACCGGCGUCGGAUUUGUAUAUUUUGGCAUCGCUGCCAUGCAACUUUUCAAGGCUUACGAGUUUGGACAACAAAUUGGCGCGGUGGGCGUAUCGCUCUGCGACAAGUAUGGUGGCAAUUCCGAGUCAGCACGUGCUCGAUAUCUCUAUGGUGCGUUUUUGAGCUCGUGGAAGCAUCACUAUCGCGACUCGUUGCCAUUGUUCCGUCAGUCGCUCAAGCAGAGUCUGUUGGGUGGCGACAGAAUCUAUGCCACAUUUUCUCAUUUGCAUAUUGUGAUGGGCAUGCUGCUGUGCGGCGAGAACAUGUCGGACACGCUACGCGAAGCCAAAAUGUGUCUCGAUGAAGUCACACGAUGGAACGAAUUUGGUACAUCCAUCUUGGUCACGACUAUCAUCCGCAUGGUAUUGGCGCUCCAGGGCAAGACUUUCCUUACCGAAGAUAAGAUCUUUGAUGACAAAGAUUUCGAGGAAGCCCCGUUUGUAGCAGAAAUGUACGAGCAAAAUCCAGAUUCCGGACUGCCUAUGUUUUGGUAUUAUGCUCUCAAAUUGAUCGUCCUGGUUAUCUACGGAUACGACGAGGCGGCGUUCAAGAUCGGACACGAGUACGCCCAGCUGGCGGAUAUGCAGCCUUCGCACCGACACACACAUCUCAUGUUGUUCUUCCACUGUUUAGCCAUGAUACGGUUGGUGAGAAGUGGCAAGGGCGACCGAGACGCGUUACUGAAGCAGAUCGAAAAGCAUCAUGAUACGCUACAGGAAUUUGCAAAGCACUCGCCUCAGAACUUGCAAAUGUUUGUUUCGUUGAUCGACGCCGAACUCGCUUCUUUGACACCUGAUAUGCGACGUACGGAGCAAUUAUACGACUUGGCCAUUGACCAAGCCAAGAGUGGCCAAUGGGGACUCGAGACGAGCAUCAUGUAUGAACUGGCCGGUGAAUACUACAUCCGCUGCGGAGCCCGUCAUGUUGGCGCCUUGUUGAUUGAUAAGGCAGUGGCCGGAUACCGCCAUCAAGGAUGCUAUGGUAAAGCCAUACAGCUUGAGCAGCUCCAUGCAAGCUCACAAAAGACCAGCGAUACGAUUUGCCGUCACAUGGAAGUGCAAACAGAGACUCAUGUUGUCAGCCCAAGGCGAGACUCGUUUGGCGACAUCAGUCUUUCUGAACCUUAUUCUGUCGACGUGUCGACGAGUGCCCAAGCGUCCCCCGAAGAGACCUUACUCACGCUGGACGUGGUGGAUCUCGCAUCGAUAUUGAAGAGCUCUCAGAUCAUUUCGAGUGAAAUGAACUUUGAAUUGCUGAUGGAACAGUUACUUGGGAUUAUCUUGGAGAAUUCCGGUGCUGAAUCGGGUGUGAUCAUUAUCAAGGAAAACUCAUCGUUCCUGAUCAUGGCACGUGGUUCACAGGCUGAAGGCUGUGAAAUCCUAAAGUCACCCAAGCUAUUGUCCGAGGAAGCCACAUCCAUGGUCAGCCGUGUGGCUCGCUACGCCAUACACACCCAAGAAUCCCUGCUCAUCCCCGAUAUUCACGAAGAUCCACGCUUUAACGACUUUGCAGCAGCAGUCAAGUCGGUGAUCUGCGUUCCUAUCACACACAAAUCUGCGAUUGUCGGCUGUAUCUACAUUGAAGGUGCCGUUGGAUCGUUGACCGCACGCCAUGAAGUUGUUUUGCGCUUGCUGUCGCAACAGAUCGGCAUUUCGGUCACCAACGCUCUCUUGUUCAAGAGUAUCCAAAAGGUCACCUAUGCCAAUGUCAAGAUGAUUGAAAACCAAAAGGCCGCUCUCGAAGAAGCACGCAAGAGUAAAGAAGCAGCAUUACGAGCCAUGAAGCUCAAAGCAGACUUUUUGGCCAACAUGUCACACGAAUUACGCACACCCUUUUCUGGUUUCUAUGGCAUGAUUUCGCUGCUUUCAGAAACUUCGCUGGAUGCUGAACAGUCAGACAUCGUUCACACUGCCAAGGAAAGCUGCGAAAUGUUACUCAAGAUCAUUGACGACCUGCUCAAUUUCUCCAAGCUUGAAGCCGGUAAGGUAGUACCCGAUCUAGGCCCACUGGCGGUGGAAGAGCUGAUUGCCGACACAUUCGAAAUUCUGAGCUCCUUGGCAGCGCGUAAAGGCUUGGAACUGGCAUACAUUGUUGAACCGGAUGUGCCCGAAACUGUGACGGGCGACUCGUCGCGUCUGCGACAAAUCUUGACGAACCUGUUGGGCAAUGCCAUCAAGUUUACGCACGAAGGCGGUGUAGUGAUCAAGUGUUGCCUCGACGAAGAAUUGGAGGAUGAUCAUGUGCGACUCAAGUUUGAAGUGAUUGAUACUGGUAUUGGCAUCAACACCGUACAGCAACGCAACCUGUUUGAACCCUUCUCGCAGGUGGAUGGAAGCACCACACGGAUGUACGGUGGCACGGGCCUGGGUCUCUCAAUCUGUCUACAGCUCGUACGUCUUAUGGGUGGCAACAUUGGCGUUAUCUCGCAAAUCGAUCACGGAUCCAAUUUUUGGUUCUCGGUUGUUGUCAGACGCGUUGGCAAAGAAGCCGAAGAAGCGCGACCCACGCCUAGCUUGCAGUUGCGACAGAGCAGUAUUCUCAUGACAACCAACCAGGACGCUACGGCCAACAUGAUGCACGCCCUAUUAGCGGAUCUGAACCUCAAACGCAACACCACAGAUAUGCAGCACGCAAUUGCACAAGCAUUGCAGGAGCGCCACGAAAUCCUGUUGUUGGACAUUCCACCCAUGCCCAACAGCUACAUUGCACAGCAGCUACAAAGUGUCGAUGAUGAUCCCGAGUGUGAUUUACACAUCAUUCUUCUUUACACUCCUGCAACAGAAGGUCACAAGGUUGCUGCAGAGGCCACUAAUUCCGCAUCGGAUCGCCGAGGCCGCAUUGUCAAAAUGGCCAAGCCUGCAAGACGCGCAAAGCUACUACGUGUACUUGAACAAGUCCUUAGUCAGCCACGACUCACUAUCCAAACGACACCUAUCCAACAGCAACAGCCCACACCAAUGGUUACGCCCAUGCCCACACCCGUGAAAGCCGUGCCUUCGCAACCCACCAGCAAGAUGGCCGAGUUCUUCACUCCCGAUGAGCUUGAAUGGUUCAGGGAAAAGCCGGUCUUGAUUGCCGAGGACAACAUGGUUGCGCAAAAAUUACUGCGGAAACAACUCGAAAAGAUGGGUUUCGUUGUCGAAAGUGCCAAUAACGGUGAAGAAGCAAUUCAGUUGUGGCAACAACGACCGGAUAACCAUUUUGUUAUCGGCUUCUUUGAUCAUCAUAUGCCUGCGUGCGACGGCGUUGAAGCAACCAAAAAGAUACGAGAAAUGGAAAUGGCCAAUGAUGAACGACCCACGCGUCUUCCAAUUAUCGCACUUACUGCGGACAUCCAGGACAGUGCCCGCGAGUAUGCGAUUUCUGCGGGUAUGGAUGGCUACUUGACCAAACCAUUGAUUCCCAAAGACCUUGCUGUCACGCUACGUAGACUCUGUCCUCCACUUCAGUCACAACAAAUCCAGCAAUCACCAUCACCACCGCCGUAA
This is a messenger RNA of Zychaea mexicana, 6708 nucleotides long. RefSeq lists its product as uncharacterized. The transcript is spliced from 12 exons. Gene Ontology annotation, biological process: phosphorelay signal transduction system; protein phosphorylation. Bases 1 to 6708 code for a protein of 2235 amino acids. Lineage: Eukaryota; Fungi; Mucoromycota; Mucoromycetes; Mucorales; Lichtheimiaceae. Gene Ontology annotation, molecular function: protein binding; ATP binding; phosphorelay sensor kinase activity. The record is from RefSeq and is a predicted model, not a curated record.